AUGGCAUUAUUAAACCACAAUUUGCUGAAGGUGCAACAAAAAAUGAAGGUCAGUGCUGAUCGGAAACGACAAUCGGUGGAGUUCUCUGUUGGAGACUGGGUAUUUGUGAAAUUAAAACUGUAUCGUCAGCACUCUCUUAGGCUUCAGCGCCAUCAUAAGCUUGGUAGGCGUUACUUUGGCCCCUUUAAAGUGAUUAAACGAAUCGGUCAAGUUGCCUAUAAAUUGGAUCUGCCUGAAGAAGCCAAAAUUCAUCAUGUUUUUCAUGUUUCAAUGUUGCGCCGAUGUGUAGGAAUCCCUGAAACUCAAGUUACUCCACUUCGACUUACUGAUGCUCCUGCUGAUGUUUUACCAAACCUUGUGGACAAGGUCUUUAUUGGGGAGGAAGGUAAUGUUAUGAAUAAAAAGGCAAGUGGGCUUGAAGAGGAAAAUGGGCCAGCUGAGAAGGGGAUUGUUGGAUCAGUCCGGAAAAGUAAAAGGGCCACAAAGCCUCCACAAAAGUUAGCUGACUAUAUUUGGAAACCUGGUUAA
Messenger RNA from Lycium ferocissimum, 528 nucleotides. RefSeq lists its product as uncharacterized. Bases 1 to 528 code for a protein of 175 amino acids. Lineage: Eukaryota; Viridiplantae; Streptophyta; Magnoliopsida; Solanales; Solanaceae. The transcript has a single exon. The record is from RefSeq and is a predicted model, not a curated record.